Molecule: messenger RNA, 542 nt
Organism: Frankliniella occidentalis (western flower thrips)
Lineage: Eukaryota; Metazoa; Arthropoda; Insecta; Thysanoptera; Thripidae
Exons: 3
Coding region: 89-517 (142 amino acids)
Source: RefSeq, a predicted model, not a curated record
AUAUGCUCGGAAUGGAGUAAAUCAAAAGCAUCAAGUUGGUGGGUCUGGAAUCAAGAAGAAGAAAGUUCCGAAGAAAAGAACGACGACCAUGUGUUCCACCGUGUUCUGCUUCGUUCUCGUGAGUCGUAAGUUGCUCAGUUGCCCGGUGUCAGCCCUACAGAUCGGUGUUCUCUGCUCCCGUCUGCGCAUCAUGGCCGCCAAUGACUCCAAACAUCCUUCGGAUGGGGUUGAUAUUGAGAAUAUCUCGGAAGGAGAGGAGGAUGUUGUGUUAGAACUCAUUAAGAUGAAAGAACAGGAUGCUAAACUUCUUCAUAAAUACUGCAAAGAAAAUAGAAGCUUGAAGAAAGAGUUGGAGAGAAGCAGGGAGGUUAACGAAGACUGGAAAGUAAAGUUUGAAGAAGAGAAGAGGCGGAGAGAGGUGGCAGAGAGGAAGUGUGUAGAGGCGGCCAGGGCUCUAGAAAGUUUAGGGAAGAAAGCAAGACAGAAAGCAGAAGCAAGGGAGACAGAAAUGCAGUAGGAUCAGACAAGAAAAACAUACUAUA